CCCUCCUCCUCCUCCUCCUCCUCCUCGGCUUCGACCUCCGCCUCCUCCGGGCUGCCUGCCUCUUUCUCUCCCUCCCUCCCUCCCUCCUUCUCCCUCCUCUUCUCUUCUCUUCUGGGGCUCCUGCCCUGUCCAUCCCCCGCGGAGUGUCCGUCCAUUGGCGUGGCGCGCUGCUCUCUCUCUCUCUCUCUCUCCCUCCUCCCUCUCUCUCUCUCUCCCCCUCCCUGGGCUCCCGCCUCCUCCUCCUCUUCCUCCUCCUCCUCCUCCUCCUCGCCCUGCCCAUGUUUUGUAUGUCUGUGUCCAUCCAGGCGCUUGACGUUCAAGUUCGUCGGGAACGUCACGUCCGCACUUGAACUUGCAGCUCAGGGGGGCUUUUGCCAUUUUCCCCCCCUCAUCUCUCUCUCUCUUUCUCUUCUUCUCUUCUUCCUUUCCUUUCCUCUCCUUUCCUUCUCUCUUUCUCUUUCUCCUCCUCCUCUGUAAAGAAGCACGGAAAGAAAAAGCCAAGCAAAGAAAAGAAAAAAGAGAAAAAGCCAAGCCAUGCCUGCUCUCCCACCACCGCUACCACCACCACCAUUCAUCUUCCCCGCGCCAUCUUUGUAUUCUUAUUUCUAAUUUAUUUUUGGAUGUCAAAGGCGCUCGAUGAAGAGCUCGGCCGGGAAGGGAGGGAUGUGAGGAGGAGGAGGAGGAGGCGGAAGAGAGCCGGGGAAGAAGAAGGAGAAGAAGCAGGGGAAGAGGAGAGGAAGAAGGAGGAGGAGGACUGCCAACGUUGCUGCCGCCGUUGCUGCUGCUGCUGCUGCUUCUCCUCCAUCUCCAGCGCCAGCGCUCCCGCCGCCCCUCCGCGAUGUCUCGCCGCAAGCAAGGCAAGCCGCAGCACUUAAGCAAGCGGGGAUUCUCACCCGAACCUAUCGAAGCCAUUCUUACGGAUGAGGAACCAGACCACGGUACAUUGGGAGCUCCAGAAGGGGACCACGACCUCCUCACCUGUGGCCAGUGUCAGAUGAACUUCCCGUUGGGGGACAUCCUUAUUUUUAUUGAGCACAAACGGAAGCAAUGCAAUGGCAUUCUUUGCCUAGAGAAGGUUGUGGAUAAGCCCCCAUCACCCUCGCCGAGCGAGCUGCGGAAACCAUCCAAUCCUGUGGAGGUUGGCAUCCAGGUCACGCCUGAAGAUGACGAUUGUUUGUCAACGUCAUCGAGAGGAAUUUGCCCCAAACAGGAACAUAUAGCAGGUAAAGAUGAACCCAGCAGCUACACGUGUACGACAUGUAAACAGCCAUUCAACAGCGCCUGGUUUCUUUUGCAACACGCACAGAACACUCAUGGAUUAAGAAUCUACUUAGAAAGUGAACAUGGAAGUCCCCUGACGCCACGGGUUGGUAUCCCAUCAGGACUAGGUGCAGAAUGCCCUUCUCAGCCGCCACUCCAUGGGAUUCACAUUGCAGACAAUAACCCUUUUAAUCUGCUCAGAAUACCUGGGUCAGUUGCGAGAGAAGCAUCAGGUCUUGGAGAAGGACGCUUCCCUCCCACACCGCCUUUGUUUAGUCCCCCUCCAAGGCAUCACUUGGACCCCCAUCGCAUAGAACGUCUGGGUGCCGAAGAAAUGGCCCUUGCAACCCAUCACCCCAGUGCCUUCGACAGGGUGCUGCGACUCAACCCCAUGGCCAUAGAGCCCCCAGCUAUGGAUUUUUCCAGGCGGCUUCGGGAGUUAGCUGGAAAUACCUCUAGUCCGCCAUUGUCACCGAACCGUCCCAGUCCUAUGCAAAGGUUACUACAACCAUUCCAGCCAGGCAGCAAGCCCCCAUUUCUGGCAACUCCACCUCUUCCUCCUCUUCAGUCUGCUCCUCCCCCUUCCCAGCCUCCCAUCAAAUCCAAGUCUUGUGAAUUUUGUGGGAAAACCUUCAAGUUUCAGAGCAACUUAGUUGUCCAUCGUCGGAGCCACACUGGAGAAAAACCGUACAAGUGCAACCUUUGUGACCACGCGUGUACUCAAGCAAGCAAGCUAAAGCGUCACAUGAAAACCCAUAUGCACAAGUCCUCCCCAAUGACCGUCAAGUCAGACGACGGCCUCUCCACAGCCAGUUCCCCAGAGCCAGGAACCAGUGACCUCGUCGGCAGUGCUAGCAGUGCUCUCAAAUCUGUUGUGGCCAAGUUCAAAAGCGAGAACGAUUCUAACAUGAUUCCAGAAAAUGGGGAUGAAGAAGAGGAAGAAGAGGAGGAGGAGGAGGAAGAGGAAGAGGAGGAAGAAGAGGAAGAUUUGACUGAAAAUGAAAGGCAGGACUAUGGGUUUGCCAUUAACCUAGAAGCAGCUCGUCACCAUGAAAACAACUCCCGGUCGAUUGAGGAGAAUCGCUCUAUGCCCGAUGUCAUGCAGGGAAUGGUCCUGAGUUCCAUGCAGCACUUCAGCGAGGCCUUCCAUCAAGUUCUUGGUGAGAAGCAUAAACGAGGGCAUUUGUCCGAAUCUGAGGUGCACAGAGACACUUGUGAUGAAGACUCGGUAGCUGGUGAAUCUGAUCGUAUCGACGACGGCGCCAUGAAUGGCCGGGGCUGUUCCCCUGGUGAGUCUGCUUCUGGAGGUUUGUCCAAAAAGCUGCUCUUGGGUAGUCCCAGCUCCCUAAGCCCUUUCUCCAAACGCAUCAAACUUGAGAAGGAGUUUGACCUCCCAGCAACAGCUAUGCCUAACACUGAAAAUGUUUACUCCCAGUGGCUCGCUGGGUACGCUGCCUCUCGGCAGUUGAAAGAUCCAUUCCUCAGCUUUGGAGACUCCCGACAAUCGCCUUUUGCUUCCUCCUCAGAACACUCCUCCGAAAACGGAAGUUUACGCUUCUCAACGCCUCCUGGGGAGAUGGAUGGAGGGAUAUCAGGCCGAAGCGGUACAGGAAGUGGAGGGAGCACCCCGCAUAUUAGUGGUCCAGGCCCUGGAAGGCCUAGUUCAAAAGAGGGCAGACGCAGCGACACUUGUGAGUACUGUGGCAAAGUCUUCAAGAACUGUAGUAACCUCACUGUCCACAGGAGGAGCCACACUGGGGAAAGGCCUUAUAAAUGUGAGCUGUGUAACUACGCCUGCGCCCAGAGUAGCAAACUCACCAGGCACAUGAAAACGCAUGGUCAGGUGGGGAAGGACGUUUACAAAUGUGAAAUUUGUAAGAUGCCUUUUAGCGUGUACAGUACCCUGGAAAAACACAUGAAAAAAUGGCACAGUGAUCGAGUCUUGAAUAAUGACAUAAAAACUGAAUAGUGGUAUAUUAACAUGUCCCCUUCUCCUAAUUUCCCCCAAUCUACCCUCUCCUCGCCCCCCUCCCCCCCAAUAUAGAGAUUUUCUAGUCCCUUGUGAGUAAAAUAAUGGAAGCUAAGGAUGAUGUUAAGAAAGUGCUUGUCACCAGCACAUCUGUUUUCAUUUUCCUUUUUUAAAAUAUUUUUAUUUCCCCCUUUCUUUUCUGAUUUCACCAUUUUGAAUGCAUGAUCUGUAAUGGGGCAAUACUACGCAAACUUUGAGCCUUUCUCUUGUGCAAUAAUUUACAUGUUGUGUAUGUUUAUUAAUUUUUUUUUUGAAAAAAAAUUAGGCAGCAUGUGUGCUAUGGUUAUGGCUGUUAUUAUUAUUUUUAAAUUGUCCCCGAAUUCGUAGCUGAACGAACACACAAAACAUACACACGCUCACGCAAGCAUGCACACACGCACAAAUAAGAAAGUGUACCAUGGCUGUUCAGAAAAAAAAAAAAAGAAAUUCCAGGGGGAAAAAGAGAGAGAAAAGAAAAACCAAACAAGAAAAAAAUUUGUUAAACAGAAAAAAUUAUUCCAGGGGAAAAAAGAGAGAGAAAAGAAAAACCAAACAAGAAAAACGUUAUUUGUUAAUCAACCGUGCUGCAUACAUUCUCCAAACACAUAUCAUGCACAUAUUUGGUUUUGAAUCAUAUAGAGGAAGAUGUACUUUGAAUUAACUCUUUAUGGACAGAUAGAUCACACUGAAAAAGUAAGGGGAAAAUCCAUUCUGUUAGCUUGAUCUCUGUCUUUAAAAGGAUCUAACGUAUCAAUUCUUUUUGUGGCUUCAGGGGAAGGGAAGGAAAGGAAAAAAAAUAUAGGCCUUUAAUUGAAAAAUGAGGACAGAAACGAGAUUUGAAAUGUGUACUAUCAUUUGGUUUAAAUUGCAAUUCUGAGUGCCUUGAAUCUAUUUAAGCCAUGUUGGUGUGGCAACUCUACUCGUUCUAAACUUGUAGCUCAACUUUUCGCACUUGGCAAUGGAAAAGGAGUCCUUUAGGACCUAGCCAAUAAUUCCCUAUUGUAUUUCUCACGACAGCGGCUACCUAAAAACGAAAGGAAUUUCACAAAGACAACCCAUGAAGUCCUAGUUAAUCAUCAUUCAAACUUCCCACACUCCCCUUUCUUUCGCUUCUCAAAAAAUACAAAAUAGUUGCAUCGCUCACAUUGAUUUGAUUGCAGUUGAGAAUUGAAAACAAUCCCUACCAUUACAGAGAAUAUUUCUCUCGUGCCCUUUCCCCCAGUGUGGCCCUGUCUUAAUCAUAGAGUUGGAAGAGACCUUGUGGGCCAUCCAACCCCAUUCUGCCAAGAAGCAGGAAAAUUGCAUUCAAAGCACCCCCAACAGAUGGCCACCCAGCCUCUGUUUAAAAGCCUCCACAGAAGGAGCCUCCACCACACUCUGUGGCAGAGAGUUCCACUGCUGAACAGCUCCCAGAGUCAGGAAGUUUUUCCUAAUGUUCAGAUUGAAUCUCCUUUCUUGUAAUUUGAAGCCAUUGUUCUGCGUCCUCGUCUCCAGGGCAGCAGAAAACCAGCUUGCUUCCUCCUCCCUAUGACUUCUUCUCACAUAUUUAUACAUGGCUAUCAUGUCUCCUCUCAGUCUUCUCCUCUUCAGGCUAAACAUGCCCAGCUCUUUAAGCAGCUCCUCAUAGGGCUUGUUCUCCUUGAUCUUUUUAGUCGCCCCCCUCUGGAUACAUUCCAGCUUGUCAACAUCUCUUCCAUUGCCCCCCCAGGUUCAAAAUUAUUAUUAAAAAGAUUGUGAAAUUUGCAGAAGUCCUUGAAGAUAAUUAAACAAACUAGAUUCAAAAUUAUUAUUUUGAUGAUUAAAAAGAUUGUGAAAUUUUCAGAAGUCCUUGAAGAUAAUUAAACAAACUAGAUUCAAAAUUAUUAUUUUGAUGAUUAAAAAAAUUGUGAAAUUUUCAGAAGUCCUUGAAGAUAAUUAAGCAAACCAGGGGGAAUUUAAAUGAGGUGGAGAUUUUUCAAAAAUCUUGAUGAUUCUGGCACAAAAAUUGAAAACAGAACGCUAAAAAACACAAAAGAAGAGGAAUUAAUAUAACAAACUCCAGGUCCAGUUGGUUGCCAACUUAUUAGAAAUCAUAUUAGAAACGUCCAACCUAUUGAUCUCUCCGUCUAGGGAAGAACAUAUUAAACAGCCCAGCAAUAAUGAUUUACUGAGAUGUAACACAGUAGUGCAAAAAAUAAUAAUAGUAAUAAUAAUAAUAAUAUAUAAUGAUUUAUUAGCACAACGUGGUACUGUUUGCCAUUUAAAACUAAGAACAGGUUAUAAGCUAAUAUUGGUAUGAUGAUUAACUAUGAGCUAUUCAGAUUUGCCUUGAAGUAUGUGACAUUCUGGAAGAAGAAAAAAAGAAGAAAAGAAAGCUAAUUUUUUAAAAAGAGUAGCAGUGUAUGUCUGUGCUCCCUAAAACGUCGUUCUCCAUUUUGUUUCGUUUGAGCAUAUGCCACAUGCUAGUUGUGUUGACAUGGAAAAAGGAUUCAUUGUUUUUAUGAGUAAGCUAGCAUCUGCCCCGCUGGAUGUUCACAUAGCACUUGACUCGGCCUGUCGUGUCUGUAUCUUUUCCUUUAAUCAGAGGUACACAGGUUGAGUAUAAAAAAAAAGAAACUUUUUUUUAAGACUGCUCAGAUAGGACAAUUGAAAUGCACUGUACAAUUUUCCCAGUUUACAGGUUCUAUACUUUUAAGGGAAAAAUUGCAAGAUUAAUGAAAAAAAAAUUUUUUUGUUGAAAAAAAAAAUUGAACGCGAUCUCGCGGUGAUGAGCAUCUUAAGAAACUCUUGCCAGCUUGCCGUUUGUACUUGACUUAAAUGACUGGGACGCAACAUUACGGCGCUGUGAAUGGGAACAGGUUCUGCAAUUAUAUUAAAAAAAUAUAUAACGAAUUAUUGCUCUCGCUCCUACAGUGCAAGGAUGUGGUUCUUUUUUUUGUACAAAACUUUUUUGAAAUAUAAAUGUUAUGAUUUUUUUUCCUUUUGUUGUUUUUAUAAAAGAAACACUUUGUUAUGUUUAGGGGGGGAAAUAUGUAUUUUAGGUUUCAUUGUCUUGGUGGUGUACAAGACCUGUUCUUCAUUGAAAAACCAGUAGUUGCAAAUCUUAUGCCUUGGGGAUAGACACACAACGUUUCAGGUUGUAAAAUAAAAUGCAUUGGGGAAAAAAAAGGUUUUAAGAAUAUAUAGUACUUAAAUAUAGGAAAUGCACACGCCUGUUGGUUCCUAUGCGAAGAAGAAGAAGAAGCAGAAAAAGCAAACAAAAAAGAAGAAAAAACGCAUUUAUGGUCUCUUUUUUCUGUAAUUUCUAGAAUGGUAUUUGAAUUUAAUGUUCACCUAGAGUAGGCACUAUAGUAUUUAUAAUGAAGCUUGUAUUUUUAACUGUUGCUUGUUUCUCUUUGAAAAAAGAAAAAAAAAGGUCUCAAUAUACCUUUUUUGGUAGUGGAAAAACACACAGAGACACACACACAGACACACAAACAGGCUGCCACAGUAUAUUUUUUUAAUUUGGCAGGAUAAUAUAGUGCAAAAAUAUUUGUAUGUUUCAAAAAAAAAAAUUUUUUUGGACAAGAGUGUGACAUUGUACGAAUAAGAGGCCAUAUAAUGGCUGCUUUUUUGGGGUGGGUUGGGGCAAAAAUUAAAAGAAAAUCUGUUUGAAUGUCGCACUGAACGAGCAUUGCAGAUAGUUGUACAUAUCAAAAGUUCUUUUGGGGUUUCUUUGUUUUUCUGCUGCCAUAUUGUAUGCAGUAAUAAUGCAAGGUGAUGAUGUUGGUUUGUUCUGUAGUGUGAUCUUUGGUCUCUUUUCUUCUUCUCUUUACCCCUUUACAUUCCAGCAUCGUUUUAAAAACAAAAACCUUCAUAUGCAGUAAAAGGAGAGAAAAAAAGCAAACAAAAAAAAAAUAGAAUGAAAGGGAAAAAAUUUUAAAAGUUUUGCAGGUUUUUUUUUCCAUUGCCAAAAAGAGAAAAAAAACCCUAAAAUGGUGCUUUAUAUAUUUAGAUUGGGAAAGGAUUUCAUAUGCAAAGCAUAUUAGAAAGAGAGAGCCCCGCUGGAGUCGAUAACCUUUUUUGUAUAUGGCAAUGCAAAAUAUUUUGUUAUUCUCAGCCUUUUCUAUUCCUGUAAUGAAAGCUGUUUGUCGUAACUUGAAAUUUUAUCUUUUACUAUGGAAGUCACUAUUUAUUAUUGCUUAUGCGCUCUGUUCAGAACAGAGGCGUCAGAUUUGAUCUUUUGUUUCGUUUUCGUUUUUUUAUUUUUUUAUUUUUUUAUUAUUAUUAUUUAGAUGACCAAAGGUCAUUUGCAACCUGGUUCUUUAUUGUAUUUUUUUUCCUAGUCUUUGUUAAGUUCUAUUGGGAAAACCACUGUCUUGUGUUAUUUUUCAGAGGGGGGGAGGCGUGUCUUUUUUUUUUUAAUUGGGCAGUUGUCUGCAUUACCCUGUUCAUUCACCCAUUUUGUCCCCUUAAUUGAAAAAAAUAAAAAUAAAAAAAUAUUGCUUAAAAGUA
This is a messenger RNA of Anolis sagrei ordinatus, 7741 nucleotides long. The record is from RefSeq and is a predicted model, not a curated record. NCBI's taxonomy places the organism in Eukaryota, Metazoa, Chordata, Lepidosauria, Squamata, Anolidae.